AGUCGGCUCAAACCGCCGUUAAGCCCUUCGACGUCCGGGCUGUUUCCUCCGUGUCCGUCUCUUCCAGCUGUUGGAGAAUAUGGAGAGAAGGUCACACCGCUUCCCUCGGAUGAUAAGAUGAGCAGCGCUGCUUCCCUCCAGCGGUGUUGAGGUUCCGUGUCCCGGCGGGGCGGCUGGAUGUUCCGGGCAGCGGCGGUUCAGGUGGCGGCUCCGGGGAGACGCUGCGAUGCUACGUGGGCAUCUGGAAACACAGGGCUGUUCCGGCUCCAACCGCUGCUGUUGACGACGCUGUUAACGACGCUGCCUGGCCGGGGCUUUUACCAGAGCCGGGGCUUUUACCAGAGCCGGGGCUUUUACCGCACCGUUCCCCCUCUGUAGUCUGGAUUGUAUUCUAUCUGCGGUGCUGUAUCUGCGGUUCUAGGGAGGAUUGUUGUAUCUGCGGUUCCAGGGAGGAUUGUAGGGCAUGGCUGCUCGAAGCAGGAGAGCCUGGUUCUCGGUUCUGCUGGGGCUGGUGCUCGGGUUCACCCUCGCGUCCCGGCUCAUCCUGCCCCGGGCGGGGGAGCUGAAGAGAGGCGGCCAGAAGAGACGGGCCAGCCCGGCCGCCUGCGGCCAGACCGGGGGACGGGGGACGGAGCAGGACGGGGGUCUGUGGCCGCAGGGGAGGAGAGAGGGGACCGGGGCCGAGGAGGAGCCGGAGUCCCGGUCCCGGUCCAGGUCCAGGUCCCGGGCCGGAAACUUCCUGUUUGUCGGAGUGAUGACGGCGCAGAAGUACCUGGAGAGCCGCGCCGUGGCGGCGCACAGGACAUGGGCACAAACAAUCCCUGGCCGUGUGGAGUUCUUCUCCAGCGAGGGCUCCGACACCUCCAUACCCAUCCCCAUCGUGGCUCUGAGGAACGUGGACGACUCCUACCCGCCCCAGAAGAAGUCCUUCAUGAUGCUGAAGUACAUGCACGACCACUACCUGGAUAAGUACGAGUGGUUCAUGCGGGCGGACGACGACGUCUACAUCAAGGGGGACCGGCUGGAGGGGUUCCUGCGGAGCCUGAACAGCAGCGAGGCCAUCUUCCUGGGCCAGACGGGCAUGGGGGCCCGGGACGAGCUGGGGAAACUGGCCCUGGAACCCGGGGAGAACUUCUGCAUGGGGGGGCCGGGGGUCGUCAUGAGCCGGGAGGUCCUGAAGAGGAUGGUGCCGCACAUCCGGGAGUGUUUACAGGAGACGUACACCACCCACGAGGACGUGGAGGUGGGCCGGUGCGUGAGGAGGUUCGCCGGGGUCCAGUGUGUCUGGUCCUACGAGAUGCAGCAACUCUUCUACGAGAACUACGAGCCAAAUAAGAAGGGCUACAUCCGAGAGCUCCACAGCAGCAAGAUCCAUCGAGCCAUCACUCUGCACCCCAACAAGAAUCCUCCGUACCAGUACCGCCUGCACAGCUACAUACUGAGCCGCAAGAUUGCCGACCUGCGCCACCGAACCAUUCAGCUCCAUCGAGAGAUCGUCCAGAUGGGCCGUUACGGAGCGCCUGAGCCCAGCCGGGAGGACCUGCAGCUCGGCAUGCCCCCUUCGUUCAUGCGGUUCCAUCCUCAUCAGCGGGAAGACGUUCUUGAGUGGGAGUUUGUGACGGGGAAGUACCUGUUCUCUUCUGCCGACAGUCAGCCACCCCGCCGGGGGAUGGAUUCCUCCCAGAGGCAGGCCCUGGACGACAUCAUCAUGCAGGUGAUGGAGAUGAUCAACGCCAACGCCAAGACACGCGGCCGGGUCAUUGACUUUAAAGAGAUCCAGUACGGCUACCGCAGGGUCAAUCCCUUAUACGGAGCGGAGUACGUGCUGGAUCUGCUGCUGCUGUACAAGAAGCACAAAGGAAAGACCAUGACGGUUCCCGUGAGGAGACACGCCUACCUGCAACAGACCUUCAGUCAGAUCCAAUUCCGAGAGGAGGAAGAGAUGGACGCCAGAGCCCUCGCCAGCCACAUCAACAAGGAGUCCGACUCCCUGUCCUUUCUGUCCAACUCCCUCAAAAUGCUGGUGCCCUUUAAGCUAGCCACUUCUGGGCAGGACCAGAGGGAACCGAAGGAAGAUCAAGUCAACAUCUUGGUUCCUCUGUCGGGGCGCUACGACAUAUUUGUGCGUUUCAUGGCCAACUUUGAACGAGUUUGUCUGAUCCCCAAACUGAACGUCAAACUGUUGAUCCUGCUCUUCAACACGGACAACAACACGGAGCGGGUGAAGCAGGUGGAGCUAAUGAGGGAGUACCACCUGAAGUACCCGCGGGCUGAGAUGGAGAUCAAGCCCGUCACCGGCUCCUUCUCCAGGGCCCUGGCUCUGGAAGUGGGCUCCUUACACUUCUCCAACGACUCCCUGCUGUUCUACUGCGACGUGGAUCUGCUGUUCUCCAGCGACUUCCUGAAGCGAUGUCGAGCCAACGCCGCCCUGGGAGAGCAGGCCUACUUCCCCAUCAUCUUCAGCCAGUACGACCCCAAGAUAGUGUACAACGGGAAGGUCCCGAGCAACAACCACUACGUCUUCACGUCCAAGACGGGUCUAUGGAGGAACUACGGUUUUGGGAUCGUCUGCGCCUACAAGGGCGACCUGGUCCGAGCCGGAGGCUUCGACACCUCCAUACAGGGCUGGGGCUUGGAGGACGUCGACCUUUAUAAUAAAUUUGUUCAGUUGGGGAUUAAGUUGUUCAGGAGUACGGACACGGGAAUCGUGCACGUCCACCACCCGGUCACAUGUGAUCCCAACUUAGAGGCCAAGCAGUACAAGAUGUGCCUGGGCUCCAAGGCCUCGUCCUACGGCUCCACCCAGCAGCUGGCCGAGCUCUGGCUGGAGAAGAACGAGCACGGCUUCAGGAGGCCUGCCAGCAACAACGGCUCAGUCAGGACAGCAUGAUGACGCUUCCGCGUCCACUCCUUCCUCUUAGUGGUGCUGUCACUACUUAAUUUAUUUUUUACUGAAAUGGAAGAUUUCACAUCAUCUAUUUUUUAAAGAAACUACACAGAAAUGCCAUAAUGAACAAAGCAUUGAGAGCCCGGUUGGCUCUGGUGUGGAGGUACGAGAGUAUUAAAGGAGGUUUUUGUGGGAGCAGGAUUGCAGCGCGGCCCGGUCGCUAAAGCAGGACGGUGUAGGAAGUCAGGAGCGUUCAUGCGUGCUUUAAUCAAGUACACAGUCGUGGUCUCCAGAUCUUCCGUUUGUCUCGUGCGCCAAAGUUCUUGUAUGCACGUACAAGACUGACAGGACAGAACCCCGUCCAACUCCGGCCCAGUUUACAGGAGGCUCGACAAACACCAUGAUCACAGCUUCUCAGUGAACCCUAAGGGCUGUUUUAGUUGCAUUUCUUUGAUUUAUUUUCUCCAUAGUUUUAUCAUUUUGGUAACACGAUGUAACACUGUUAAUGUUUUUUUUCUUUUUUUUUUUAUAUAUUUUUCUGUAUUUUUGAUUUCUGUGAACCCAACUGCUGGAUUUGAGAAUUGCAAUUCAUGAUUUGCUGUCUUAUUUAUUGAAUUUGCAGGCUCCACUUUCUUCACUUUAAUAGUUGAAAUAUGUAUAUUGAAACUGGCGAAGUGUGUGGGGCCCCUCCGCCCUCCGCCCCGGGCCCCAGCAGACCCCUGCCCGGCCCUGGAACCACGGAGCGGGUUUAGACGAUGGAUGGAUGGAUGGAUGUAUAUCGAAAAGAUUGUAUAACCAUGUCAGUAGUUUUGAAAUAGCUUUUUCUUUUUUUGCGUUCCUUUUUUAUAAGCCCAUUGUCACCAAAGAGAUGCACAGUCUGCUGUAGGUGUCAUGUUGCUUGUGUGUGUGUGUGUGUGUGUGUGUGUGUGUGUGGGUGCGUGCGUGCGUGCGUGCGUGCGUGCGUGCGUGCGUGCGUGCGUGCGUGCGUGCGUGCGUGCGUGCGUGCGUGCGUGCGUGCGUGUGCGUGCGUGUGCGUGUGCAUGGGUACGUGUGUAGUGUUUUGCAGGCACAAACAUGAACAACUGUUUUACUGGAGAGAUGAACAGGAAGACGGUCUGUCCUCCAUCGUUGUGCAUUGACACGAGAGCAGAGCUCUUGAUCGGCCAGCAAGCGUCACACAUUGCUGUUUCUUUUUAUAAAUCACUUCCUUGUUGAAAUAAAGUGUUGUUGCUCAUU
Molecule: messenger RNA, 4123 nt
Organism: Cololabis saira (Pacific saury)
Lineage: Eukaryota; Metazoa; Chordata; Actinopteri; Beloniformes; Belonidae
Gene: chsy1
Product: chondroitin sulfate synthase 1
Exons: 3
Coding region: 464-2890 (808 amino acids)
Cellular component (GO): Golgi cisterna membrane
Molecular function (GO): glucuronosyl-N-acetylgalactosaminyl-proteoglycan 4-beta-N-acetylgalactosaminyltransferase activity
Source: RefSeq, a predicted model, not a curated record